AUAAAAAAAUGAAGAUUGUGUAAUAAACUCACACGCAACGUAACUGCGUGUCCCCCUCCGCCCCGCCUCGUCCGCCGGCGCCGGCGCUCUCGGUCCGAGGGGCGGUAGCGGCGACGGGGAUCAGCGCUGCUAUGGCGGCCGGCGGAGCGGAGGAACGGGGCGGUUUGGAAGCCGCCGUGCGGGGUCACCUGCGAGUCCUCCGGGAGCGCUGGACGCGGGGGAACCGCGAACGCGGCGCUACCGCCGCGUUCGCGGUUCCCCCGCGUCCAGCGCUCCCGGAGGAGGCGGGGGAGGUGAGCGCUUUGCAGGCGCUGCCGAUCGACGUACAGCUGAACAUCAUGUCCUUCCUCUCGCCCCAAGAUUUGUGCCAUUUGGGAAGCACGAGUUGUUACUGGAGGGCGGCUGUGCAAGAUCCGUUGUUGUGGAGGUAUUUUCUCCUGAGGGAUCUCCCGUUUUGGACAUCUGUUGAUUGGAAAUCACUCCCAGAUGUGGAGGUUUUUAGUAAAGCCUUUUCAGACGUCAGCGAUAAUACGCUGUACGAUUACAUGGCAGUAUAUAAAAAAAGCUGUCCUCAGAGUAGAAGAAGUUUGAAAUCAAGCCGUCCCCGGUAUGGGGCUGUGACUUCCUUUUUGCAAUCACUGGUCACUCAGGCAGAACCUCGCUUUGCUAUGUUUGGACCGGGCUUGGAAGAACUGGACGACUCUUUAGUGCAAAAGAUGAUGACAUGCCCAGAAAUUCUGCUAGUAGCUGGCUUACCUCAAAGACAAAUUCAUGGAAUUGGAUCAGGAGUCAGUUUUCAGUUUAAUAACAAUCAAAAAUUCAAUAUUCUGACAUUGUAUUCAACCACCAGUGUGGAAAGGAGGAGAGCGAGGGCAGAGCAAGCUGUUGCUGUGAAUAAGAUGUUCUACCAAGAGAACAGCAUAGUAGGGAAUCAGCAAGCCGUGCACUACAGUGUAAUAGCUCAAGUGAAAAAGGUGUGCGAAGUAGUCAAUGGAUUCAUUUAUGUUGCUAAUGCAGAAGCUCAUAAAAAGCAUGAUCGUCAAGAGGAACUGGCUCGCAUUUUGGCAAUGAUUGAUCCAGCCCUCGGGCCUCCGAACAGACCUCUGCUAGUUUUGUCUUGUGUCUCUCAUGUUGGUGUGAAAAGAAUUCCUUGUGUUUACAUGGCACAUCAGUUGCAACUAAAUCUGCUACGUCAGCCCUGGAUGGUGCAGGACGCUGUGGCUGCAACUUUGGCUGGAUUGCUAAAUGGAAUUGAGUGGCUCCUGGAAGAAGCAAAUUGUAAAAAUGCACAGUAGUGGAACUGUGCAUUGUUUUACUGUAUAGAGACUUUGGAGUGUUGCAGUUCAGAUGAAGUGAGAAUCUCGUCCUGACAGAGCACUGUCAAAAGAGAGAUUUAUAAGGCAAACCUGCAUGUAUUUCACUGCAAAUACUUUAAUAAUUAACAUUCUUCCAACUGUAGUCCUGAAUUAGAAGUACAAGUAGGAUUGCCUGGAUUCCAGCAGCUGAUGGAGAAGUGAUUUUGAGCGGCAAUCUGGGUGUUUUGGGUUUUUUCUUUCUUUCAAGCUAGGGCCGUUAAGGUGCAAUCUUUUCUCAGUAUAUCUGAUAAUCUAAUCUCUUCUGUAAAUACAGCAAACACUAGGUUAGUUUAUCAAUAGAACCCUAUAGCACACAUCACACAUUUAGUAAGUAUACUCAGUGGAGAUCUUGACAGUGACUGUUCCCAACCAAAAAAAUUAUACUGUACAUUGUACAGCAGUAGAUUGACAGAAAGACGGUAUCUGUUUCAAAAGAAUAAAUUCCCCUGUAUUUUUUCCAGAAACAGUGCCUGGGCAAGAAAUAGCACCUGCAGGAGAAUUGCCCCAGACCAAAAUUCUUAGAAGCAAACUAACAAACUACCAUGUAUUAAUUGGUUGUUUCUUGCUUGUGAUCUUAUUUAUUAACCAAUGACAAAAGACUUCAGCAUCUUCUGCUUUCUGUUGCAGUGAAUUUAUUAGCUUGAAUAGGACAUACCUCUGUUAUAAUGAAUAAAUGUUAAACAGAAUUGUUAGUAGUUCAGGACAUUUGUCAAAUACAUAGGACCUAUCAGUUACUCAAAUAGUUGUGGCCAUUCGCAGAUAUGAAGUGUACUUGACUUAAAAUUUUCUACACACAGUUGCAAAUAUUUUUAUAAAAAGGGAAACAACAUUUUACAGCUGGAAUUGCAUUUGAUGUCAUUUGAGAUAGUUCCAGUCUUCCACCUUUUAAUGUUUUUUUAAUUAUUGGAUGAAUGUUCAGAAGCUUCCCUUGGAUUUCUUGCCUGUGUAUGUGUUUUGUUCUGCAUUUUUUUUUUCCUCUCUCCCUCUCCAUGGAAAUAAAAUAGUCUCACAAUUUUUUCUUGUUACGUAGCUAAAUGACUGCAUGGUGCACAUUCAGAUAUAACUGCCCUCAAUCCGGUAUCUGUGUGGUACUCAACACAGCUAUGUCAGAAACAUAUUUGAGAAGUUUUUUAUUUUUUAAUGAACAGAGAUAGACACAGGAAGUGUCUUUUCAUCUUCAUGCACAAUUAACUCAGCUUUCUGAACAUUUUUGUAUGUCUUCCAAUCAGGACAUAGGCAGUUUCAAGGGAAAAGCCAUGGGAUGCUAUAUGAUGAUAAUUCUGUGGUUUAUGCCUUUUUUUUUUUAACGCUAGGGUAUGUGUGCUUUUCCCUUUAAAAUGGAGAAGACACAACAGAUUUAUCAGUAUUUGGGGGAAAAUUCCCCGCUUUGUGACUGGGUGUAUGUGACUUUCCUGCUAGUCAUAGUAAUUCCGUAAUCUAUCUGUAGAGGGUUGAAUGCAGCAACCUGUUGCUAUGUUAGCUACUACAAAUAUGGGCUUUUAUGCAAGAUCCUUGUUCUGCUUUCUUCAUAAGGAAUAAAUUAUUUUUUAAAGAACAA
Molecule: messenger RNA, 2913 nt
Organism: Grus americana (Whooping crane)
Lineage: Eukaryota; Metazoa; Chordata; Aves; Gruiformes; Gruidae
Gene: FBXO4
Product: F-box protein 4
Exons: 7
Coding region: 132-1295 (387 amino acids)
Biological process (GO): SCF-dependent proteasomal ubiquitin-dependent protein catabolic process; protein polyubiquitination
Cellular component (GO): SCF ubiquitin ligase complex
Molecular function (GO): protein binding
Source: RefSeq, a predicted model, not a curated record